Acanthocheilonema viteae is the source of this 2274-nucleotide messenger RNA. The record is from the annotation of a GenBank genome assembly. Lineage: Eukaryota; Metazoa; Nematoda; Chromadorea; Rhabditida; Onchocercidae.
AUGUCGCUCGGGACGAAACUAACCGAGCAUGAAAUUAUUCAACAUCAGCAGCCCAGCAUAAAUAAUUCGGAUGAGAAUGAUCAGCGAACGCCGAUGAAUCGAACAUAUGAAGAUAAAGACGCAGCAGGAAAUGAAAACGAAAUGAAGCGAACACCUGAUGGUCAAAUUUUGUGUCCAAGAAUUCUGGACGUGCUUAAUUCAGUCCACAAAAAACCGGCAACUCCUGAUUACACCAGAAUAUCGCACCAUCGUACAUGCCAGCAAUCUGCUUACCGUCUUCUACGCUUCACGAAUAAAGACCCUCCAAAGGGCCCUUUUUUCAUAAGUUUUAAGAAGAAAUCAGCAGUGAUAGAGACAAAUUAUUACGAUAAAAGAUGUCGCAUGAGUUUCUUUGAUCAGGCGUUCUCGAAUCCACGGUGUAUUGGAAAAGGUUCAUUUGGUGAGGUUUUCAAAGCAUUCAGCAAAGAUGACAAACGUUGUUACGCUGUUAAAAUUACUGUAGAACCGUUUCGCAGCCCAGCAGAUCGUGAGGACAAGUUGAGAGAAGUUCAAAAACAUGAAUUACUUCCGAAACAUCCAAAUCUUAUUUCUUAUGUGCGAGCGUGGGAGGAAUAUGGUUUUUUAUAUAUACAAACGGAACUGUGUCAAUACAGCCUUCUGGAUUACAAGAUGAAGAUGGGAAUUAUUCCCGAAAAAGAUUUAUGGCUUUUUUUUGGAGACAUUGCAUUGGCAGUGCGCUACUUGCACAGUCACGAACUUCUUCAUCUCGAUAUUAAACCACAGAAUAUCAUGGUUUCUUUUGACGGAGUUUGUAAACUUGGUGAUUUCUCAUUGAUUAUUGAUAUAAAAAAGGAUUCGAGACAAGAAGAAGGUGAUGGAAAAUAUUUGGCACCUGAAGUCUUGCAGAAGGGAGCUCAUAAACCAAGUGACAUAUUUUCGCUUGGAAUGACAAUGAUUGAUAUUUAUGUCCCACCCGCUUUGCUGGAUGUCAUUUUGCUUCUUCUAGAAAUAGAUCCUAGCAAAAGACCUACUGCUGAAGAAAUCUGUUGCAUCCCAAUGUUAGCGAAGUGCAUUCAUGAACGCCAGUAUAAAUAUCUUAAACAUAAUAUGUGGUGGAUACUAUUAACAAUUGGUUAUUCAUCUCUUUUCGCCAUUUCGUGGAUUGUACAACCGAAACGUAGCACAAUGAUGCAUGCAGCAACUUAUCUGAAAAGAAUGUAUUUAUUUCGUCGUCGACGUUGUGCAUUUCGUCAUAUCUUCAAAGCUACAUCUGAUGAAUCUCCGAUGUUUAAAAAUGGAAUUAUUCCUCGGGUCACUGACUCCUCACGGUUGGAACUAAGAUUUGAUGAAGACGAUGAGGAUUACAAAUACGAUGAUACUGAAACUGAGAGCGAUUAUAAAAUGAUGAGUCAAAAUGAAGAUGAGCGGAUUAAUGUAAUGGAAACAUCUGUAAAUGAAGAACCACAUUUCGAUGAAACUGAAGAAAAUUCGAGGAUGGAUGUUGACACUUCCUCUCCAAGUAGUGUGGAAAGUGUUUGUGAAUUUGAUCAAAGUGAUGUUGCUGACAAUACAAACAAUGCAAAUAUACCCAGUUUAUUUCGCAACGAAGUUACUUUCUAUCAAUUUGGACCAAAACCUAGUCUUUUUGGAAAAAAGGACUGCAGUAUUUUACGCCAAUAUUCCCAAUAUACCUCAAGCGAAAUGAAUUCUGACAAGGCAGACGAAUUUGAACAGCGGUUUUCUAAAAUAAAGCAGAUUAUUGCUGAAGAUGAUUAUGAACUGCCUAGUACAUCAGGAAAUAUUUCUGACAAACGAAAGUCUCCAGAACUGCCAUCAUCGGACGAAGGAUCUCCUUUGCGUGACGGUUACACAACACCACCAAGUAAUACAUCUUCAUCUCUUACAUGUAAAACACCGGCACGAGGUCGAUUUGACGAUUUGGCUGAGCAGAGACUGCGUCAAUACUAUUGGUGGCAGGAAUCGCUUAAAUCACCUACUAAGAGAACUCAUCAGGAAGCAGUGGAAGGUGCAGCCUCAAGAAAUGAUACAGCGCCAGAAUAUGAAAAGCAGAUGUCAGGAUUAGAAGAGGGAUUAGCCCAAUCUACUGGUGAUACUAUUCGUCGAAGAACUUAUUUUCAUAUGCAUGAACCAUCACCACCAGCAAAACGAGUUCAGAUUGGUAAUGGAAAGGGUACUGGUGAUAAUGAGAAACAGAUAGAUGACCUACAAGCCAAAAAUCAGGCACAGAUGCAAAAUGAUUUCUGUAGGAAAUAA